Molecule: messenger RNA, 1360 nt
Organism: Papaver somniferum (opium poppy)
Lineage: Eukaryota; Viridiplantae; Streptophyta; Magnoliopsida; Ranunculales; Papaveraceae
Product: F-box/kelch-repeat protein At3g06240-like
Exons: 4
Coding region: 1-765 (254 amino acids)
Molecular function (GO): protein binding
Source: RefSeq, a predicted model, not a curated record
AUGUCGAUAUCAAUUUCAAAUCUUCCAGAAGACAUCUCCCAAGAGAUUUUAUUGAGGUUACCAGUCAGAUAUCUCCUGAGAUUCAAGUCUAUUGAUGAUUACAAGUUGGUUAGAGUUGAGAGGUUUGAGGAAUUUGACAGACCUGUUAAGGAGAGUUUUGAGGUUGAGGUCUAUACAUUGGGAACGGAUUUGUGGAGAAAGAUUGGAAAUGUAUCUUGCAAAUUUGAAAAACAUCAACCUGGAGUGCUUGUUAAUGGUGCACUUCACUGGUUUGUUAUUUCCUGCGUGGAACAACUGAAAGUUCUAGUCUCUUUUGAUAUUGCGAAUGAGAGGUUUGUGGAGGUACCAUUGCCUAAAGAACGUUUGACUUACCCGGAAGAACCUUUGGAAGAUGCUAAGUAUGAGAAACAUGUGGCGGAGCUGGGAGGGUGUCUUUGUUUAGUUUUUCAUGUUUUUGGUGUUCGAGUUGAUGUGUGGGUAAUGCAAGAGUAUGGAGUGAGGGAAUCAUGGACUAAAAGCUUCACGAUUACUGAAGUUCAAGAGACUAUUACCAAAACAUUCAAUUUGAGGCUCAAAUGGAGUUUUGGGAACAAUAAGAUUUUAUUGCAGGGCGAUGACAAGUUAAUCUUAUAUGACCAAAAGAGCGAUAGAUAUUGGAAACUUGCGGUUUGUCAAACUAAUUCAGAUGCAGUUAAAGUAAAGGAAGAACAAGAGGAUUCAAUGGAGCUUGAAGAAAACUGGAAAAGUUUUUAUCAGAGACUAUAGUCCAAAGAAGAGCUGUGCGUAAAUGUAGACAUCACAGUUGAACUUGCACAUUAUCCCUGAAAAUGGAUCCGGUUUCGACGGUGGAGGAAUUGGGAGUUUUGGGCGCUGGACCACCUAUUUCAGGGUCUUGCUUUAUGGAUUUUGUUCUUUUCUCAUCCUUGUCAUUUUGAACUGACACUAGUUUCCGGAGGAAAGGUAUCCAGAAUAUGAACACCAACUACUGAACCAUGUAGCUCCUAAAAGCACUGCUGAAUUUUGUUGAUAGGUAAACCUUUUGGUUCUUUUCUUUACUAGAAUUGCGAUGAAUACGGUUCUUUUUUUUUAAAAACUAAACAGUCUUGCAUUUUCUUUCCGAAAACUGGAAUACCAAGUGUUUCGUAAAAAUAGGGAUGCCUGGCCAGUUUUUGCUAUUAUCUACAACUUGUCUGUCAUGCUUAAUAUGCAUCCAGCAUAAAAAUUAGCAGCUAGUACUUGACUGCAAAUGCUCUCUACAUCAUUCCUUACUCUUCCUUGUUGUAACUUGUAAGUUUGUAACCAUUUCAUUUUCGUCAGUGCGAUGAUUCAAGUUUAUUUUCAUCUACAUCUUAACCACUGG